UCAUCCCUCGCUGCCGCACAUUCUAAUAGACCAAACGACAAUGUCUGAUUCUGAAAAUACGAAUUACAUCGAAAACGACUCGGAGGAUAGUUUUCACCCAGAUGAGGAAUCCAGUAGCAACGAUUCAGACGAGCCGAGUGCGUCUUCGAAAAGACCGAAGAACUCGAGGAAAAAAUCUUCAGUCAGCAUUUUCACCUCCACGCCAAGAAAUUCUGCCAGCCAUAGAUUAAGUAAAACACUUCCAAGAAUGCCAUCAUUGGACUCUUCACCACUUGCUGCAGCUCCCCAUAAUUUAACUCCAAAGCUUUCCCCAGGAGAAGAGACUAUUAUGCAGUACCUGAAAAAAAUGGACAGCAAAAUAGACAAAAUUGGAGAAGAAAUUAAAACUCUCAAGGAAGAGAUUGGAACUGGAAUGAAGGGAAAGGGGAAGAAGAGUGAACAAGAGAAUUUUCAUGUUCCUCCCAAAAUAAGAACAGCAGUACAUGAUGCUUACAAGCAACUUGUAGAAGAAGAUGAUUAUGCUGCUUGGCAAACUAAGCUUGGAGACAAUAAGCUAAAAGUUUCUUCGGAGGUAAACAAGGCAACUACACAGGCUGUGAAGCAGUUUGUCAAGGGCCUAUAUCAUGAUGUGCAGGAUGGAAUUUUACAGACUGCUGUACCUCGAUAUUUUGAGUCUGUGGCUCAAAAGGAGCACAAAGAAAAGACAGGAAAAAUUGAGCAGCACAAGGCAAAAAUGCUCCACUACAGCAGGAGAAAGAGGAAAUUGCAAUGGAGAAUGGCAAUGGUGGAGAAAAAGACGGGAUGGGACGAAGCAAAGAAACGCCGCAUCUCAAAUGCUUUAGAGCUAUGCUAUAUGUCAUCAGAGGAGGAAAAUAAUUCUGAUGAUGAAACAUUUCUGAAGACUAAACCACUGAGUUGGAGAUCAGAAGAAUAUACGAAAAUAUUAGAGGAACUGGACACAAAAUAUGAAAGGUCAAUGUCCAACAGAUCAAAACGACAGAUGUUGAAGAGAGUUAAGGGGGAUAUGCCAUCAGUGAGACCAAAACCAAUCGUGAAAAAGGAGCAUGAAUGGGUUUUUGCUCAAUAAAUUUUCAAAAGGGUGGCUCCCAUCACAAUUGUAAUCAUUGUAAAGAUUGUUCUCCUUUAAACAUUUUCUUUCAUUCAUGGAGUAAUUAUUUGUUGUAAUGAAUUUGUUUUUUACACAUUUAUGAAAAUUCUGUGUGAACAGAGAAAUCAUUUUUCUUAAGUGAAAUAUCCGAAUAUCAUGUAAAUUUAUUUCGUUUUUUUUUUACCUGUGUUAACUACUGAUGUUUUUUUUUAGCAUUAUGUAUAAAAGACUUCAAUAUUUUUAGGGCUCUCUUUACACUUUCAAUAAAAAAUAAUUUGGCAUGUGAUAGAAAUCUUGAGUAGGUAAAAUUUAAGAAUUAGGAAAAACAUGCUCUAGAACAAUGAUUUAUUGAAUAAUUAAAAUCACCUUUAGUCACUUAGAAUGGAAAAAUAAAUGCAGACAAGUUGUUCAGUUAUUUAAACUUAGUAAGUUUAAUCAAAUGAAAUUUGGUAUAGCCAGAAUUAUUUUGGAUUUAUGUCUUACUGCAUAGAAUUAACAUUGCAUUAAAACUCAAAUGCAUAGAAUGUUGUCCGUUAAGAAACUUUAUUUAUUAAAAUAACUUGCAUAUUAAAUUAUAAUGGCACUCAAAAACAUCUGUUCUUUGCUUUGCUGCAUCCAUGUAACAGUUAUCACGUACAUGUAUAUACAUGAAGGCACUUCAUGUAUCUUAAUUUGCUGUAUACAUAUUUCAUUUGCUUUAUUGUUUUUUGUUAUGAAUUGUUAAUGUUGCAUUAUAAACCAGCAUUAAGAUGACACGAAUCAAAGUAAA
Molecule: messenger RNA, 1877 nt
Organism: Magallana angulata
Lineage: Eukaryota; Metazoa; Mollusca; Bivalvia; Ostreida; Ostreidae
Exons: 7
Coding region: 41-1087 (348 amino acids)
Source: RefSeq, a predicted model, not a curated record